This is a messenger RNA of Sphaeroforma arctica JP610, 3047 nucleotides long. RefSeq lists its product as hypothetical. The record is from RefSeq and is a predicted model, not a curated record. NCBI's taxonomy places the organism in Eukaryota, Ichthyosporea, Ichthyophonida. The transcript has 4 exons. Bases 227 to 2002 code for a protein of 591 amino acids.
UAAAUAGAUAGAGCGAUACUUGGGAUAUGUAUGUUGUAUACUAGACAAUACAGUGCUCAGUGAGUGAAUGUGUGACUGCACCUGAAUCUGCUGCACUGCAAACUCGAUCGAUUGGCACAGGAUCGUUGCAUGAACAACUUAAGCGUCUGCAAGUACCCUCUUGGAAUAUCACAUAGCGUACGGCUAUUUCAUAUACAUAGGACCUUCUGUAUCAUACAGAUGCAAGAUGUUGUAUUCAAAUGUGGUUUACAACGCCGCCCAUAGUGGUUAUAAACACCGAAUGGAUAUCUACUGCGCUGUCCCGAGAAGUCACAAUGCUACCAAACAAACGGAAUCAAGUAGCAAGCUGAAACCUUGUAUCUUCUACCUGCAUGGCGGUGGUUGGAAGAGGGGCGACAAAUUCAUGCCAUACGGAGUCAACUCGGGGCGUAACAUAGGUGAAACACUGUCCGCCAAGGGAUAUCCCACGUUCGUAGUGUCGUACCGUCUCUCUCGGCACCACACACUCUGGAGUAUCGCACUGGGUCUGGGCAUAUCGGCGGUUACGGCGACUGGUCUCAGUGUGGGCAUGCUCUCCGCCGGAUACGUCGUCCAAAAGCUCUGUGCGUGUACACAUAUAGGUAGCGCUCUGCUGGAGAGGUACACAGCCCACACCCCUCAGCCCACCAGCCUGGCUGUGGGGAUGUUCAUCACUCUCUUCACUCUACUGUGUAUGCUGCUGCGUUAUGAGGAACUGACCUACAACCGCGACCGCUUCGUACGCCAUCCGGGGCACAUAGAGGAUGCCGCACGUGCGUAUCGGUUCGUGCACACCAACGCACAUCUGUACGGGGGUGAUGGCAACUGUAUAUUCGUGAUGGGCCAUAGCGCUGGAGGCCAUCUGGCUACACUGCUAGCGCUGAAUCCGCAGUAUCUGAAUGGGAAAGCGCAUGAGUGUGUGGAUGCUGAGUGUGGGAAGGACUGUCUGGGGUCGAGUGCUGAGGUGGACGGUGCUGUGUCUGAGGGCUUUGUGGGCAGUACAGAUAAAAGCGUAGGUGAACAAGGUCAAGGCGGUAGGUCAGUGGGUACAGGUAAGAGAGAAAGCAAGGGCGAGCACGCUGAAGUGGAUCAGGCGGUGCGAUGUAUGAAGGGAAGUAGGGGGAGUGUCAACUCUAUCGUACCCCAUACAGAGACCAGGAAUGUGCGCAGGAAACCUGUGUGUAGUACUGGGUUGACAGACGUGUCGAGUGAAUCCGGCAUGAAAAAUAACACACUCAAACGUAAGGCCAGCCGCCGGGAGAGUGGGACAAAGGGUCUGAUAUCCGACCGCCCCUGUGAUACGACUCAGCUAUCCGACAUCGAGCGCGUAUAUGUGGAAGGGGAGUACAACACCCCGCUGAUGCGCUCUCUGGCCGGGGUUAUCAGUGUGUCUGGGGUGUAUGACUUGUGCAGGCUCAGAGAUAGCUACUUGACUAAGUACAACUAUUUUAUGCCGGCGUUUGGGCAUCUGAGUGACCAUGAACUGGCGCUUGCUGAUCCGAUAAGGCUGGCCGAGGACCAUGCGCGUAUGGUGGCGUCUGUAGAGACACGGCUGCAAGCACACAGCCAUGCACCUACAGAUCGGUUAACACAUGGAGAUAUGGCCUCGCACGCUGGCAUAUCCACCGACAUAGACACCCCCACACAAUCAUCGCAAGGCGCGUUGCACGGAGCACGCGAAAGGACAGCAAACGCGUACGAUACACCGCAGGAGCUACGGAGCAAUGGAGUACUCCGAAAAUUCCCGUUCUUACUCUUCAACGCAACGUUUAUUGAAUUCCAUCUGCGCGAAGACAGUGCAAAGCUAUGUGCGUUGUUGGCGGAGGCGGGUGCGCGUGUGAGCCACCAUAUACUACCUUCCACUACCCACGGCACUAUUGUGGGUAAUGUGGGCAGGCGGCAGAGUGUGGAUGAUCUGCUGGUUACCAUGGUAACGGAUUGGCUUGCUGAUAGCACGAGGGCUGUGAGGGGGACACCGGCGUGAGGGGAUUGCGCAGGCUAGAUUGUUGUAUGAGUAUGUGUUGCGCGCUAGAUUGUAUAUGAUAAAUUAUGUACUACACUUGGCAGCAAAUACAAAUCAAAGGAGUAUGUAAACAAAAUAGCCCAGUCAAAGCCUUUGCUGUCAGGGAGGAUAUUUUUUUAAGUCAAUGCGAUAUUGGAACCGAUGUCAUCAAAAACUUUAUUUCUCUUCCUUUCUGGGAUACAUCGUGUGUGUGUGUAAACAUACAGAAACGGAAACGACAAGAACACAUAAUUCUGCACUUGUCCUAAUUUUUCUGGACAAGGAGGCGGCUUCGUUGACCCUGUGAAUGGACUCCCUUGUAUGUGUUCAGGCGCUCCUUCGAGCCCUUGAGGAGCAAUUGAAAGCUGAUAUAUCUUCAAUUGAUAUCGCUAUACCGUAAAAAUCUGUAUAUCAGUACUUAUGUACGAUAUAUAUUUGUAUAAAGGAGAUCAAAACAGGGAUACAUCUCAUGAAGUUGGAAUAUCAAUUACAAAUUGUGCAAGCACCGUCCAAUAUCGCUUGCAGACCCCACCUUCAUCUGCAGGCGGGAGUCGCGAUCAUCUGCGCGUACAAAGAACAUCACGUAGAGGCAUGGCAUUAACCCCACACUCUAGUGUGCCUCUUUGAUGGCUCAACUGCAGAUGAUAUUCGACAGACAGUCUAGUUUACGCGACUACAACCCUCUAAACCGAUUAAAACCCUAAAACCCUCACGCUAUAGCCCCCGGGUCCCAGCAGAACUUGACACCUUCCUCAUUGCCAGUCGCAAUGUCAUCAAUGCGUGUCACAUGCACAGCAUCCAGUGCCCACCCAAACACAUCCAGAUUCUCGCGCAUGCGAUCGGCGUCUGUGCUUUGACACAGCACCCCACAGUCCUUCUGCACACACCAACGCAACAACACCUGUGCCGGUGUUCUAUUUAUAGACUGCGCCACGUCCCUGAUCACCGGAUGGGUCCUGAGACUCGCCCCUUGCAUUGAUCCCAGCGCACUAUACGCCUGCACGUGUAACCUAUACCCUGUCGCCAC